AUGGCAGGUGUGGUGUACCCCAGACAGGCCCCUGUGGACUUAGACAUUUACCAAAGCUCCUACAUGGUCGACUAUAAACCGUACGGGAAGCACAAAUACUCCCAGGUCACAUCGCAAGAGCAAAUGAAGCUGGACACCCAACUCCAGAACAAAGAGUUUUAUAGGCCAAUCCCCAGCCCCAACCCCAAGCUGGAGGAUGGAUACCCUGCCUUCAAAAGACCUUUCAUGACUGCCAAAGACCUGGGACACCCUGGUUUCUUCCCGUCACAGGACCUGGUGACCACUGCGGAGGACGAAUGCAGGUUCACCAGUAUCUGCCCUUCCAUGUACCCAGUUUCCCAUGCUCUGUACCUGGCCCAUGGUGACCCAAACCUGGUCCACCAGAGCGCCGACUUUCCAUGCCUGCUGGAGCCCCAGCGCCAGCCUGCUGCAGAGGAGGACAAAGGCUACAUCCUACUGCCUGGUUGCUCCUGUCCUCAUCACUGUAGAGUCAAGGUCCCCAUCUUGAACCGAUGGGGACCCUUGAUGCCAUUCUACCAGUAG
Molecule: messenger RNA, 543 nt
Organism: Equus quagga
Lineage: Eukaryota; Metazoa; Chordata; Mammalia; Perissodactyla; Equidae
Gene: SPMIP9
Product: testis expressed 37
Exons: 3
Coding region: 1-543 (180 amino acids)
Cellular component (GO): cytoplasm
Source: RefSeq, a predicted model, not a curated record